AUGGAUCCGAACAUUGCUCAGUAUUUGCUUGCCAUGCUAAACGCUGGAAGCCUCUUUGGACGCUUGAUUGCCGGUGCGUUAGCUGAUACAUUGGGGGCGUACAAUAUUUUUACGUUCGUAUGCUACUUAUCAGGAAUCCUGGUCCUCGCUCUCUGGAUCCCUGGUACUGGGAAUGCAGCUGUAAUAGCCUUUGCAGUCAUUUUCGGUUUCACAUCCGGUGCCUAUGCCUCGCUGAUUGCGAAUCUGAUCGUCAAGAUUUCACCCAACUUCAAAGUAAUCGGAUACCGCACGGGGCUCGCAUUUUUAUUUGGCUCUAUCGGUGGAUUGACAACCAACCCAAUUGCGGGUGCCAUACUACAAAAUUCGAAUGGAUCGUAUGUUGGGAUGAAGAUAUUUUCUGGCGUCUUUAUUAUGAGUGGAACGACACUUGUCUUUGCUGCUAGGUUGCACCGAACUGGGCCCAAGCUGGUGGGCAAAUUUUGA
Messenger RNA from Talaromyces stipitatus ATCC 10500, 483 nucleotides. RefSeq names its product monocarboxylate permease, putative. Gene Ontology annotation, molecular function: transmembrane transporter activity. Lineage: Eukaryota; Fungi; Ascomycota; Eurotiomycetes; Eurotiales; Trichocomaceae. The coding region runs from base 1 to 483 and encodes 160 amino acids. The record is from RefSeq and is a predicted model, not a curated record. The transcript is spliced from 2 exons. Gene Ontology annotation, biological process: transmembrane transport. Gene Ontology annotation, cellular component: fungal-type vacuole membrane.